Messenger RNA from Thermothielavioides terrestris NRRL 8126, 1390 nucleotides. RefSeq lists its product as uncharacterized. The transcript has 5 exons. NCBI's taxonomy places the organism in Eukaryota, Fungi, Ascomycota, Sordariomycetes, Sordariales, Chaetomiaceae. Gene Ontology annotation, biological process: G protein-coupled receptor signaling pathway. Gene Ontology annotation, molecular function: protein binding; signaling receptor complex adaptor activity. The coding region runs from base 160 to 1239 and encodes 359 amino acids. Gene Ontology annotation, cellular component: heterotrimeric G-protein complex; cytoplasm. The record is from RefSeq and is a predicted model, not a curated record.
CCUCACAACCACACAACACACUACACAACCACAACCUCCAUCACCGGCGAUCAGCUUUGCGCGCGCUCGCACACCUGGUCGCCCGUCCAAUUCCAAACAGGGAAUACCUGCCACCAAUUCUUUUCCGCUUAAUUGAACCGAGCGCAUUCACCGCAGAAGAUGGAUCCAGGCCGCUCAACCGACGUGUCGCCAGAGGCGAUGCAGGCCCGCAUCCAGCAAGCACGUCGCGAAGCUGAGACGCUCAAGGAUAGAAUCAAGAGGAAGAAGGAGGAGCUGGCCGACACGACGCUCCGCGCCGUUGCCGCCCAGGCACAUGAGCCGAUUCCCAAGUCGCAGUUGAUGAAGCCGAAGAGGACAUUGAAGGGCCACCUGGCCAAGAUCUAUGCCAUGCAUUGGUCGACCGACCGGAGGCAUCUCGUUUCGGCAUCACAAGACGGCAAGCUGAUCAUCUGGGACGCCUACACAACCAACAAGGUCCACGCCAUUCCGCUCCGGUCGUCGUGGGUCAUGACUUGCGCCUACAGCCCGAGCGGGAACUACGUCGCCUGCGGCGGUCUCGAUAACAUCUGCUCCAUCUACAACCUCAACCAGAGUCGCGACGGGCCCACGCGGGUAGCCAGGGAGCUCUCGGGCCACGCCGGCUACCUCUCGUGCUGCCGCUUCAUCAACGACCGCACUAUCAUUACCUCGUCCGGCGACAUGACGUGCAUGAAGUGGGAUAUCGAGACGGGAAGCAAGGUCGUCGAGUUCGCCGACCACCUGGGCGACGUCAUGAGCAUCAGCCUUAAUCCGACGAACCAGAACACAUUUAUCUCGGGCGCCUGCGACGCGUUCGCGAAGCUCUGGGAUAUUCGCGCCGGCAAGGCCGUACAGACGUUCGCCGGCCACGAGUCCGACAUCAACGCGAUUCAGUUCUUCCCCGACGGUCAUUCGUUCGUAACAGGCUCCGACGACGCUACCUGCCGGCUCUUCGACAUCCGGGCCGACCGGGAGCUGAACUUCUACGGGUCGGAAUCAAUUCUCUGCGGCAUCACCUCGGUUGCCACGUCCGUAUCCGGGCGGUUACUGUUCGCCGGCUAUGAUGAUUUUGAAUGCAAGGUGUGGGACGUUACUCGCGGCGAGAAGGUCGGCUCCCUCGUGGGCCACGAGAACCGCGUCAGCUGUCUGGGCGUGUCAAACGACGCCAUAAGUUUGUGCACGGGUUCAUGGGACGCAUUCCUCAAGGUCUGGGCAUACUGAUUGCCCUCGCGAUGGUUAUACGACCUGCCCCCCCGACCUCGAUACCCAACCUUCGUUGUGCCGCUUGAGAAGACUAUUUCUGUGCCUCCCAUACCUGUUCAUAAUUCGCUCCCCGCCUUGUUGGCACGCCUGCUUAAUCUGUGGCUUGGCG